Messenger RNA from Salvia splendens (bonfire salvia), 2278 nucleotides. Its product is annotated as jasmonoyl--L-amino acid synthetase JAR4. Lineage: Eukaryota; Viridiplantae; Streptophyta; Magnoliopsida; Lamiales; Lamiaceae. The transcript has 5 exons. The record is from RefSeq and is a predicted model, not a curated record. Bases 316 to 2046 code for a protein of 576 amino acids. Gene Ontology annotation, cellular component: cytoplasm. Gene Ontology annotation, molecular function: acid-amino acid ligase activity.
UCCAAUUCCUGUUGUCUCAUUCUGUCAUUGGCCGAAUUCCUUCAUAAAAAUCCAAUCUUUUCCUCUAUAAAAACCCACUCUCUCUCUCCCACUCUCUAUCGCACUGACACUCUCUUAAUUAGUGUGACCAGUGACCACCACUUCCAUCUAAACCGUUAUUACAUCGAUACACCCGCUUCCCCCUGCUUCCUGCUUCUGCUUCUGCUUCUGCUUCAUCUCUCUCUCUCUCUGUCUCUCUCUCUGAUCUAUGCUUCCUUCUCAAUAUUUGGUCGGUGGGAUUUCGCUUUUCUAGCUUUGUUGAUUGAAUUGGUGAAGAUGCUGGAGAAAAUGGAGGACAGAUUUGAUCCAGAGGCAGUGAUUGAGGAAUUCGAGUCGUUGUCGAGAGACGCAGGGAGGGUUCAGAGGGAAACUCUGCGGAAAAUCUUGGAUGAAAAUGGUGGAACAGAGUAUUUGCAGAGAUGGGGUCUCAAUGGGAGAACUGAUUCUCAUAGCUUCAAGGAUUGUGUUCCCAUUGUCUCCCACAGUGACUUGGAGCCUUACAUUCAGCGAAUCGCGGAUGGAAACAGCCCCUGCUGCCUCACCGGAAAGCCAAUCACCACCAUCUCCUUGAGUUCUGGUACCACUCAAGGGAAGCCUAAGCUUGUGCCUUUCAACGACGAAUUGAUGGAGAGCACGAUGCAGAUAUGCAAGACGUCGUUUGCAUAUAGGAAUAGGGAGUAUCCGAUUGGGAACGGGAAGGCGUUGCAGUUCAUCUAUGGCAGCAAGCAAUUCAAGACGAAAGGCGGGCUAGCUGCUGGAACUGCCACGACCAACGUGUACCGAAAUGCACAGUUCAAGAAAAUGAUGAGGACGAUGCAGACGCCAUGCUGCAGCCCGGAUGAAGUCAUAUUCGGACCAGAUUUCCACCAGUCGUUGUACUGUCAUCUUCUAUGUGGACUGAUUUUCAGAGACGAGGUCCAGGUGGUCUCGUCCUCGUUCGCGCACAGCAUAGUCCACGCUUUCCGGACCUUUGAACAAGUCUGGGAAGAACUCGUCACUGAUAUCCACGAAGGGACCUUGAGCAGCCGGAUUACUGUCCCACCAAUCCGAGCAGCCAUGGCAAAGCUGCUCGAGCCAGAUCCUGAUCUAGCGGAUACCAUUUACAGCAAGAUCUCGGGGCUAAGCAAUUGGUACGGCCUAAUCCAAGAGCUAUUUCCUAGCACCAAGUACAUAUACGGGAUCAUGACCGGAUCCAUGGAGCCGUAUCUGAAAAAAUUGAGGCAUUAUGCUGGUGAGCUACCUUUGUUGAGCGCAGAUUACGGAUCCUCCGAGGGAUGGAUCGGUGCAAACGUCAACCCCAAGCUCACUCCAGAGGUGGCCACAUUUUCCGUGCCUCCUAAUAUUGGCUACUUCGAGUUUAUCCCUUUGAGAGAGGAUCUAAACAGCCAAGGGCAAGAGGCGAAGCCCGUAGGGCUCACCGAUGUCAAGAUAGACGAGGAGUAUGAGAUCUUAGUCACCAAUUUUGCAGGGCUGUACCGUUAUAGGCUAGGUGACGUGGUGAAGGUUAAAGGCUUCCACAACUCGACUCCGGAGCUCCAGUUCAUCUGCAGGAGGAAUCUCCUGCUCACGAUCAACAUCGACAAGAAUACAGAGAAGGAUCUGCAGCUCGCGGUGGAAGCAGCGGCCCAGCUGCUGGUGGGGGAGAAGCUUGAGGUCGUGGAUUUCACCAGCCGAGUGGAUCUGACGAUGGAGCCCGGCCACUACGUGGUCUUUUGGGAGAUCAGCGGGGACCCAGAGGACGAGCUCCUCCAGGAAUGCUGCAACUGCCUCGACAGAUCGUUCGUGGAUGCAGGGUACCUGAGCUCGCGCAAGGUCCGCACCAUCGGGGCGCUGGAGCUCCGGAUCGUGAGGAAGGGGACUUUUCACAAGAUACUGGACCACUACGUCGGGCUCGGGGCUGCUGCCAGCCAGUUCAAAACGCCGCGGUGCGUGGGGCCCACGAACAACACGGUGCUGCAGAUCCUGUCUGUGAAUGCCAGCAGGAGCUACUUCAGCACUGCGUAUUAGUUUGUUGGGGGGCAGGAUUGUUGUUUUGGUUCGUUUGUGUAGCAUAAAUUUUAUUGUUGUAGGGAAUGUACUAAUAAGAACACUUACAAGUUUAAUUGUAUGAUAUCAACUGUUGUAGUCCUAGCUCGUAGUAACUUGGUUGGUAAGACGCACUCUGUUAUCCCAAUGGAUAAAUUAACCAAAUCCCACAUUGGAAAUUGGAAGUUUAUUAAAGAGGUACUCCAUUUAGUAA